CGGUGAACAGCUCACAGGAAGCGGAGGACUCUCGUGUCGGUUACACAGCUCCUGUGCAGUUCCCUUCCUGUCGGGGACUUUUCGCUCGCCUGGUGAACAGCUUUGGUCAUGUUUCGGAAUGUUUUGGGUAGACUGGUGACAGAUACAGCUCGUGUUCACCGCUAUGUGAAGAGUGCACCUGUAAUCCACAGGCUGACUCCCACCUCAGUGUCGGUCAGGAGCGUUUCGGACUUGAAGGACGAAGUGCAGCAGGCUUUUGACGCCUCCCUGCUCGAGUUCCUGGUGUGUCCGCUGUCUAAGAAGCCACUGAGGUACGAGGCUGAGACCAAUGAGCUGAUCAAUGACGAGCUUGGAAUCGCCUAUCCCAUCAUCGGUGGCAUCCCCAACAUGAUCCCUCAGGAAGCCAGACUCAUACAGAAAGACACAGAUGCCACAACCACACCUACACAAGGCUAGAAACUCCAUCAGGACACCUGCAGCUGACUGAGGCAAGCA
Messenger RNA from Acanthopagrus latus (yellowfin seabream), 495 nucleotides. Its product is annotated as protein preY, mitochondrial-like. The record is from RefSeq and is a predicted model, not a curated record. Lineage: Eukaryota; Metazoa; Chordata; Actinopteri; Spariformes; Sparidae. The coding region runs from base 109 to 456 and encodes 115 amino acids. The transcript has 2 exons.